AGUUUCAAACAGGCCCAGGUUGUAUCAAGAUCUGGAUCAAAAAUUGUGGAGAAUAUGGCCAAUGAAGUGAAAACUAUGAUGGAUUUAAAAAUAAGUGCUGUUCGCCGCAUUAUGGAUACCGCCGAAAAUACUGCCUUAACAUAUCAAAUGGAAAAACCCAACAAAUAUUUUUCUUAUUAUAAUUCGAAAGAAAUGAUUGAGCCACACGAACCAGUACCAACGGAACCGCCACGCGAUCUCGAAGAUGCGGGCGGGCCGAAAAUUUUCAUAACACCUAAAACGAUUGUUCUAACACCGAAAGAGGAAUUUUUUAAUACACCCGUCAAUAUGACUGUUAGCUCAGUGCAUGUGCCGACGAAUGUUUACGAUAGAGGUUCGAGUUAUUUGUUAUGUUUAUAA
Messenger RNA from Musca vetustissima, 399 nucleotides. RefSeq names its product voltage-dependent calcium channel subunit alpha-2/delta-3-like. The annotation marks the transcript as partial. NCBI's taxonomy places the organism in Eukaryota, Metazoa, Arthropoda, Insecta, Diptera, Muscidae. The transcript has 2 exons. The record is from RefSeq and is a predicted model, not a curated record.